UGCCGCUUACGAGCAAACGCAAUCGCAAACGCAAAGAGAGAGAUUGAGUCGUGCUGAGAAAGAUGUCUGGAUGGGACGAAGGUGCGAUCUACUACAGCGACCAAGCGCAGUUCCCUCGCGGUGGAAAUGGCGCCGCCGGCGAUCCUGAGCAGAAUGCAAGUCGCCAUACUACUCUUAAGAAGUUCAAAGAGUUUAUUCGAAGUUAUGCUCGUAAAGAUCAGCCAAAUGUCUUCAUCUACAGAGAAAAUCUCGUGCAAAACCCUAAGUAUCUCUUAGUUGACCUUGCCGAUCUUCGUGAGUAUGACAAUCUCGAUGAAAAACUACGCACUGCACCCGCUGAUUACCUCCCUCUGUUUGAAACUGCGGCAUCUGAAGUUCUUGCUAGCUUGAAAUCCAGAGUUAUGGGUGAUACUGGAGAAAUGGAGGAACCGUUAACUGGGGAAGUGCAAAUCUUGUUGACAUCCGCUGAAGAUUCAGUUUCAAUACGCUCUCUUGGGUCGGAUAACAUAUCGAAGCUGGUUAAGAUAUCAGGGAUUACAAUUGCUGCAUCAAAGACUAAAGCAAAGGCAACUUAUGUGUCUUUAUUGUGUAAGAAUUGUAAGAAUGUGAAGAUUGUUCCUUGUCGACCAGGCUUUGGAGGAGCAGUAAUGCCAAGAUCAUGUGAUCACAUGCCCCAGCCUGGUGAAGAACCGUGUCCACUUGAUCCAUGGAUAGUUGUUCCAGAUAGAAGUAAGUAUGUUGAUCAGCAGACCCUAAAGUUACAGGAAAAUCCUGAGGAUGUCCCUACUGGUGAGCUUCCAAGAAACAUGCUUCUUUCUGUUGAUCGACAUCUUGUGCAAACAAUUGUUCCUGGUACAAGAUUGACUAUAAUGGGGAUUAAUAGCAUCUUUCAAGCUAACAAUACUUCACAUAGAGGAGCAGUUGCAAUUAGACAGCAAUAUAUAAGGGUUGUUGGAAUUGAAGAUACCAAUGAGGCUAAUUCUCGAUCUCCUUCAAACUUCACAUCAGAAGAGAUUGAAGACUUCAAAAAAUUUGCAUCAGAUGGAGAUGCAUAUAAGAACAUAUGUUCCAAGAUUGCUCCAUCAAUUUUUGGCCAUGAUGAUGUUAAGAAGGCUGUGGCUUGUCUUUUAUUUGGAGGAUCAAGGAAGACACUUCCGGAUGGUGUGAAGUUAAGAGGAGAUAUAAAUGUCCUGCUCCUUGGAGAUCCUUCAACUGCUAAAUCUCAGUUUCUGAAAUUUGUUGAGAAGACAGCUCCAGUGGCUGUAUACACUUCUGGGAAAGGUUCAUCUGCUGCUGGACUUACUGCUUCUGUAAUCCGGGAUAACAGUACUCGUGAAUUUUACUUGGAAGGAGGAGCUAUGGUUUUAGCAGAUGGAGGAGUUGUCUGUAUAGAUGAAUUUGACAAAAUGAGACCAGAGGACAGAGUUGCUAUUCACGAAGCUAUGGAACAGCAAACCAUCUCCAUUGCUAAGGCAGGAAUAACGACUGUUCUCAAUUCCAGAACCUCAGUGCUUGCAGCAGCUAAUCCUCCAUCUGGGCGCUAUGAUGAUCUAAAGACUGCCCAAGAGAAUAUUGACUUGCAGACAACAAUUCUUUCUCGAUUUGAUCAAAUCUUCAUUGUAAAAGAUAUCAGAAAUAUCAAUCAGGACAAGAAUAUCGCUAACCAUGUCAUCAGAAUCCAUGCUUCUGCUGGUGCAAAUAUUGGUGAUCGUAAACCUACCAAAGAAGACAACUGGUUGAAGAGGUACAUACAAUACUGUAGGGCAGAAUGCCAUCCUCGCUUAUCUGAUUCUGCAGCCACAUUGUUGCAGGAAAGUUAUGUUAAAAUUAGACAGGAUAUGAAGCGACAGGCAAAUGAAACAGGAGAAGCUGCUGCAAUACCAAUAACUGUAAGGCAACUAGAAGCUAUUGUAAGGCUGAGUGAAUCGAUUGCAAAAAUGUCACUAUCCUAUGUUGCAAAUGACAAUCAUGUGAUGGAAUCAAUCCGACUGUUCAAUAAUUCUACAAUGGAUGCAGCAAGAUCAGGAAUAUAUCAGAACAUAAAUUUGACUCCUGAAAUGUCAAGUGAGAUAAAGCAAGCGGAAACUCAAAUUAGGAGAAGAAUGGGAAUAGGAAGCCACCUAUCUACAAGACGGUUAAUUGAUGAUCUGAGCAGAAUGGGCUUGAACGAAUCUAUCGUAAGAAGAGCUCUAAUGAUAAUGCAUUCAAGGGAAGAGAUCGAGUUCAAGAGAGAAAGGCGCGUCGUCAUGCGCAAAGCCUGAUGUUCUUUUGUAAGUCAUUAUUCGGUGAAUCUGAUUGUGUCGUGUCCUCGCAAUUUAAAACAAUUCCAUGUAUUAUUAUUAUUAAGGGUUGCCAAAGAAGUUAUUUAAAACAAAUGUAGUUGUGAAAGUUAAAGAAUCCAUCCAA
Messenger RNA from Impatiens glandulifera, 2406 nucleotides. Its product is annotated as DNA replication licensing factor MCM5. Lineage: Eukaryota; Viridiplantae; Streptophyta; Magnoliopsida; Ericales; Balsaminaceae. The transcript is spliced from 18 exons. Gene Ontology annotation, cellular component: MCM complex; nucleus. The coding region runs from base 63 to 2261 and encodes 732 amino acids. The record is from RefSeq and is a predicted model, not a curated record. Gene Ontology annotation, biological process: DNA replication initiation; DNA replication; double-strand break repair via break-induced replication. Gene Ontology annotation, molecular function: 3'-5' DNA helicase activity; DNA replication origin binding; single-stranded DNA binding.